CUAUUAUUUAAUUUCAAUAAACAAUUAAUAUAUACGAGCAAACCAAAAAUAAAAUGCAUGUAUUUGUAGUACUUUGCUUAGUGGCUGUAGUCUGUGCCAACCAAUCCGGUUACAAUUAUCAAUCAGUGGGUCAUGGCUCAGAUAACGUACCAAGUUAUGCAGCACCACAAGGUGCUGCUGGAUCACAAGGAGCACCUAGUUAUGCUGGUCCUCAAGGAGAUUUCGGCCAAGCUUCUCAUAAUGAUGCUGCUUAUGCUCCUCAAGCUGAACUCGACAAGGAAUUCUUCACAUACAGUGCCAACGAAGAUGAUUUCAAUGAUCCCGCUGCUUCUAAUCAAUUGGCAAACUCUGUGAAACAAGGUCUUCGUGUUGUUUUCAUCAAGGGCCCUGAAAACAAGGGACUUGAAGAUGCUGCACUUGCUCUGGCCAAACAAGCUGGUGAACAAAAGACCGCCAUCUACGUGUUGAACAAACAAGCCGACCUCGGUAGCUUGGCCGACAAAUUGAACAACGUUAAUAAGAACAGCAACAACAAACCCGAAGUACACUUUGUCAAGUACCGUACUCCUGAAGAUGCUGUCAAUGCUCAAAGGGCUAUUCAAGGUCAAUACGAUUCAUUGGGAGGCCAUUCUCAAUCUCAUGAUGGUGGUGUAGCACCUGUUUUAAACUUUGCCUCCAAUGCUCCUGUUGCUUCCCAUGGUGCUGCUUCCUCUCCAUCUUCUUCAUAUAUUCCCCCCGCAUCUGGUUCUAUUGCAUCUGGUCCAAGUGCUUCUUACCUCCCAUCAUCAAUUUUCCGUCGUUUGUAAAUAAUAGGUAAUGAUGAUAUUAUGCUAAUAGACUGAUCGUUAUUGUUAUUGUUGUUUAUUAAUGUUAAGCGAAUAAAUAAUUAUAUUUAAAACACA
This is a messenger RNA of Lucilia sericata (common green bottle fly), 902 nucleotides long. RefSeq lists its product as uncharacterized. The record is from RefSeq and is a predicted model, not a curated record. The coding region runs from base 54 to 806 and encodes 250 amino acids. The transcript has a single exon. Lineage: Eukaryota; Metazoa; Arthropoda; Insecta; Diptera; Calliphoridae.